Messenger RNA from Zasmidium cellare ATCC 36951, 1533 nucleotides. RefSeq lists its product as uncharacterized. Bases 1 to 1533 code for a protein of 510 amino acids. The record is from RefSeq and is a predicted model, not a curated record. The transcript has 5 exons. NCBI's taxonomy places the organism in Eukaryota, Fungi, Ascomycota, Dothideomycetes, Mycosphaerellales, Mycosphaerellaceae.
AUGUGUGAGAACAUGUUUGGCAAAGGUGCUACCGAUGUAUUCCUGCACACCGGCGGAAUCGUGCUUUUAUGCUCUUUCGAGGACCAAUUACUCGCCACGAAGUUCAAGGCCGAAACAUGCGGUCAGCGGGUCCGCAACAGAGGCCCCCUGCUGAGUGCUGUCACGUACACUUUGUUUGCGGUGGCCACAAUUUUCACUAUAGCGCGUGCACUAUCACGUUCACCCAAGCUUGGAGGCGUUGGCCUUGGAUCGGACGACUGCACGGCUUUUGUUUCCUACAUCCUGCUGAUCGCAAUGACCGCCAGUGACUGGUUUGCGAUCCACUAUGGCCAAGGACGUUACAUCUACACACUCAGCGUAGACUCAGUCAGCUUGUUCCUCAUGUGGUUCUACAUAUCCAAUACUCUUUACAGCGUCGCCAUCUUCCUGACCAAGAUCUCACUUGUGCUGUUGUACUUGCGAACAUGGAGCAAACCCAAAGGUGGAUCAUCGAGGUUCCAUACAGCCUAUCUGGUGAGCCUCGUCGGGCUUUCCACAACAAUGAUAGCCUUCACUAUUGUCUGCAUUGCUCAGUGUCAACCCAUAUCCUACAUCUGGACUUUCGUCAAAGGAGGCACAGGGACUUGCAUUGACCGUACGGCCUGGCUUUGGGGACUCAGCAGCGCUGACAUUGGCUGGAAUCUGAUUGUCAUUCUUUUGCCCAUAUCGCAAUUGCUCAUGCUCAAGGUUUCUGGUCACAAAAAACUCGGAAUCUGCCUCGUCUUUCUCGUUGGCCUCGUGGUGAUAGUCUGCUCUUUUGUACGACUCAAGUACAUUUCUGGCUUCACAACCCACAAAAACUUCACCUAUUUCUACAGCUACAUCGGACUCUGGAACAGUAUCGAAGUCAAUCUUUCGCAAGUGUGCUGUUGUAUGCCUGCAAGCAUCGGCCUUGCAAGGCAAGCCUCGACGUAUUUGCACCACGUUCGCCACCACGAAUCCCGACCUGAGUCCCCACUUGGUGCUACCGUUGUAUCUGGAACGCAAUUCGAGAUAUUCGAUCCUCCAUCCACUAUCGGGGCCACAGUCGACGUCGAAAAGUACAGCACAAGCCAAAGCAGCUCAGCCAACAGAUCUAAAUCGCAAGACAGUGCCCCAUCUCCAGUCGUUCCCCUACAGCCAGGCCAACGAAGUCCCCCAACACCCUCACCGCCACCAAAGCAUCCCUCUCGAGCCUUCGUCACCACCCACCACGACGUGAGUAGAAGCCGUGACGUACCCGACAUUCUUUAUCACGAUCACUUCAACGAUGUCCAUCUGGAGGUCAUCGAUCCCCCUGAGUCUCCUAUCAGAGCGCAGCUGAGAUACAUCGAUCGGAACAUGGUGCCGCACGAUGUGGAGUUGCAAGGAGAGUAUCGGCGUCCGUCAACCCCACGUCCUUCUGCCUCUCGUCCUCCAUCAAGACGUGCUAUGCGGUAUUCUCCAAGAACCAUGAGUCCUGAUCUCGUGCCUUUUGCGAAAGCGAAGCCGUCGUGGGAUACGUUGAGGGAAUGA